This is a messenger RNA of Camelina sativa (false flax), 1045 nucleotides long. RefSeq lists its product as uncharacterized. NCBI's taxonomy places the organism in Eukaryota, Viridiplantae, Streptophyta, Magnoliopsida, Brassicales, Brassicaceae. The record is from RefSeq and is a predicted model, not a curated record.
UCUCUCUCAAACUUUUCUCUUCUCAUUCAUCUGAUUUCUCUGUUCAUUCAUCGAUCUAAUGGUUCUCACUGGUAGUAGAUCUCGAGGUCGUGGAGGCAGGACUGCGUCGGGUGUAAGGACAUACAAUGGUCAAAACGCCACCAGAGGUGUUAGUGCUCCCGGAACUUCUUCUCACUCGUCCAACCCAUCGGCGACACAUUUUGGGACCAAUUCACAUCAAAGUCGUCCUUCGCAGUUUCCGCCGAGGACACAGUCUGGGAACCAUUCCGGGACCCAUUCGCAUCGAAGCCUUCCUUCACAAUCACCGCCGCGGACACAGCCAUGGUCUCCUACUCUUCCACCACCGGUUCCUGCUCCAGAAGCUGUACCGCCACCAAACCCUAAUGAGGAAGAUGGCGACAAAGGAGGAAUCCCACAUCCUAAUCCACCUCAACAAAAUCAUAAUCCAAAUGUUGACUACAAUGAUGUUUUGGAUCGUUUGCUUGCUCUUCCAUGUCGCGAGCAUCUACCAUUGCUGUCUGAGCAACCUAUUCCAGGAAUCGAGACUUUAUGGUUUAACAGACAUAAAGGGAGACUGUCUCGAGCGAUUGCAACAAUCUUUAGGAGGAAGUUUGAUGGGCCUUACUACAGUUGGAAGGUGACACCAAUACCCAUUCAAGAGAGAUACUUCAAGACGUUUGCGCGGAAGUUUAGGUGGGAUUUCGGGAUUACUGACCUUGUUAAAGAAGGAUUCUUGAAUAUUGCCAAGAAGCGGAUGAAAGGCAUUGUCAGUCAAGCAAAGAGGAGGGGUGUGCAACCAUCAUGGAUUCGUGAUACAUUAUGGGCUGAGAUGUGGGAAUAUUGGGACACCCAUGAUGCUAUUGAGAAGAGUGAGGAUGCUUCACAGUGCAGAAACUCUACUCGUGGAGGUCUUGGAGUGCACAAACACUUAGCCGGUCAGAAAUCAUUUGUGCAAGUUCAUCAAGGAUGAUCUUUUGUGUUUAAACUCUUUUAGGAUGAUGUUAUGGUAUGAUUUGUAUGAUAUUAUGGUAUGAUUAGGAUGAUG